AUGCCUGUUCUACCCGGUAUGAAGAUCAAGACGGACACCCCGCUCGUCAAGAGGGCUCGUGAAGGUGUGAUGGAAUUUUUGUUGGCCAAUCACCCGCUGGACUGUCCUAUAUGCGACCAAGGUGGUGAAUGCGAUUUACAAGAUCAAUCUGUUAGAUAUGGCAGUGAUCGAGGAAGAUUUCAUGAAAUCAGUGGAAAGAGAGCUGUGGACGACAAGAAUUUUGGACCUUUGAUAAAAACCUCCAUGAAUAGAU
Messenger RNA from Acaulospora colombiana, 253 nucleotides. NCBI's taxonomy places the organism in Eukaryota, Fungi, Glomeromycota, Glomeromycetes, Diversisporales, Acaulosporaceae. The record is from the annotation of a GenBank genome assembly.